GGUUCCCCAACCCAGAAGGGCAUUAUCACAUUCAGCCUGAGCUCCAACCGACAGAACCCCUUCGCCGGCGCCGCUCAUGAUGCUAUGUUCAACACGUGGCGGCGGACUCGCACGCAGAUUCUCUACUGGGCCCCGCCGUUAGUUAUGGCUUACUAUCUGAUGAAUCGGGCUGUGACGAGGUAUGAGUACCUCAACUCCAAGGCGGGUCGGAAGGAGUUUGGGGAGGAGGAAUAA
Molecule: messenger RNA, 234 nt
Organism: Pseudomassariella vexata
Lineage: Eukaryota; Fungi; Ascomycota; Sordariomycetes; Amphisphaeriales; Pseudomassariaceae
Product: cytochrome b-c1 complex subunit 8
Exons: 2
Biological process (GO): mitochondrial electron transport, ubiquinol to cytochrome c
Source: RefSeq, a predicted model, not a curated record